AUGCCCCCUUGGCCCUACAUCGCUCAUCUCCAUCUUACCGAGCACACCGAAGGUCGCCGACGCCGUGACCGCCACCCCAAGGCGUCCCGUGCCCCCAAGCGCAACCACAAGAUGGGAAACGAGGAAUCCACCAUGGCGGACGAGAGUCUCACACCUGAGACCCUGUCCGGCCGCAACCUCAAGGCCGUCGCCGACUACAUCAAGGCAGGCAAGGCCGAACGCAUCGUCGUCAUGACCGAUCGAGACCAGCCUCCGAUGGCAAAGUUUCUCCAACGUGAAAACACAUCUGCCUCACCGAGCCGCCCCCCCGCUGACCCGUCCGCAGUACCCGACUUUCGCUCCCCCGGCACAGGCCUCUACGCCAACCUCGCCCGCCUCAAGCUCCCCUACGCCGAGGCCGUCUUCGACAUUGACUACUUCCGCAAGCACCCGGAGCCGUUCUACUGCCUCGCCAAGGAGCUCUACCCGGGCCACUUCCACCCGACCGUAUCGCACGCCUUCAUCGCGCUCCUCGCGCACAAGGGCCUGCUGCUCAUGAACUUUACCCAAAACAUCGACUGCCUCGAGCGCCGCGCCGGCGUGCCGAGCGACCUCAUCAUCGAGGCCCACGGCAGCUUCGCCACCCAGCGCUGCAUCGCCUGCCAGGCGCCCUUUCCCGACGACGCCAUGCGCCGCCACGUGCUGGACGAGGUCGUGCCGCGCUGCGCCGACGCGGCGUGCAGCGGCAGCGGUGGUGGCGACGGCGGCGGCGGCGGCGGCCUCGUGAAGCCCGAUAUCGUCUUCUUCGGCGAGGCCCUGCCGGCGCGCUUCCGCGACAACACGCACCUCGCCGCGCGCGCCGACCUCGUCCUCGUCCUCGGCACGAGCCUCAGCGUCUACCCCUUUGCCGGCCUGCCCGAGCACGCGCGCCCCGGCGUGCCGCGCCUGCUGCUGAACAGGGAGCGCGUCGGGCGCGUCGGGCAGCGCGCCGACGACGUCGUCUAG
Verticillium dahliae VdLs.17 is the source of this 984-nucleotide messenger RNA. Its product is annotated as NAD-dependent deacetylase sirtuin-2. The coding region runs from base 1 to 984 and encodes 327 amino acids. The record is from RefSeq and is a predicted model, not a curated record. Lineage: Eukaryota; Fungi; Ascomycota; Sordariomycetes; Glomerellales; Plectosphaerellaceae. The transcript has 3 exons. Gene Ontology annotation, molecular function: NAD+ binding.